Penicillium malachiteum is the source of this 1587-nucleotide messenger RNA. RefSeq lists its product as uncharacterized. The coding region runs from base 1 to 1587 and encodes 528 amino acids. NCBI's taxonomy places the organism in Eukaryota, Fungi, Ascomycota, Eurotiomycetes, Eurotiales, Aspergillaceae. The record is from RefSeq and is a predicted model, not a curated record. Gene Ontology annotation, molecular function: oxidoreductase activity. The transcript is spliced from 6 exons.
AUGUAUUCUAAGCGGCUUCUUGCUGCAGCAUUUGCCGUUAAAAGCUGCUUUGCAGCUGUAUCGAAGGCUCGCGAUGAUACUCGGUGCACCGAGACGACAGUAGCCAUUCUUGGCGGUGGUAUGGCCGGAGUUGCUGCAGCACAAGCACUCUCGAACUCAUCGGUGCAUGAUUUUGUAAUCAUUGAGUACCAAGACAAGCUUGGAGGGCGCGUUCAUCAUACAAAUUUUGGUCAAGAUGAGAAUGGCGAUCCUUAUACCGUGGAGCUGGGCGCUAACUGGGUGCAAGGACUGGGAUCGCCCGAGGGACCAGAGAAUCCCAUUUGGACAUUCGUAAAGAAAUGGGGCCUGAAUAACACCUAUUCUAAUUACAGCUCAAUUCGCACAUACAAUGAGACCGGCUAUACCGACUACUCCUCACUCUUCGACAAGUACAAAACCAAGUAUGACACCACCUCAGAUCUGGCUGGAACUAUCCUCAAGGCGAACUAUCAGGAUAUGACAGUCCGCUCUGGCUUUUCAUUAGCCGGAUGGAAGCCCAAGCGAGAUGAUAUGACUGCCCAAGCUGUCGAGUGGUGGGAAUGGGACUGGGAAGAUGCCUCCUCCCCCGAACAGAGCUCGCUGGUUUUCGGUGUUGCCGGCAACAAUUUGACAUUCAAUCAAUUCAGCGAUGAAAACAACUACGUCUGGGACCAGCGCGGCUAUAGCCGAAUCAUCACCGGAGAAGCCUCUAUAUUCCUGAAGAAAGAUGACCCUCGAGUACACUUGAACUCCCGCAUUACGAAGAUCAGUCAUGCCGACGACGGCGUCACCGUUUAUAAGGAUGAUGGUAGUUGCAUAUCAGCAGCAUAUGCCGUCUGUACAUUUUCCCUGGGCGUUCUCCAAAGUGAAACGAUCAACUUUACGCCAGAUCUGCCAGACUGGAAGAAAACCUCAAUUGAGAAAUUCCACAUGGGUACCUACACCAAAAUCUUCCUGCAAUUUAACGAAACCUUCUGGCCCAAGGACACCCAGUUCUUCCUCUACGCAUCUCCAACAACCCGCGGUUACUAUCCCGUUUGGCAAUCACUGUCCACGCCCGGCUUCAUCCCGGGGUCCAACAUCAUUUUCGUAACCGUCGUAGGCGAGCAAGCGUACCGCGCAGAGAGGCAAACAGACGAACAGACCAAAGAAGAAGUCAUGAAGGUCCUACGGGAGAUGUAUCCAAACAUCGACAUUCCUGAGCCCACAGCUUUCAUGUACCCGCGAUGGAGCACUACACCUUGGGCAUACGGCAGUUAUUCAAACUGGCCCGCAGCGACAACCCUAGAGAUGCAUGAGAAUUUCCGCGCGAAUGUCAACCGCCUCUGGUUCGCGGGUGAAGCUACCAGCGCACAAUACUUUGGUUUCCUGCACGGAGCUUGGUUCGAGGGCCGGAACGCCGGAGAGCAGAUUGCGGCUCUGUUGAAUGACGAGUGUGCCAAUAUCACUAGCACGAGCGAAGCUUGCGGUAAUCUCCGCCAUUAUGAGAAGUUGUAUGGAUCCUCGCCAUUGGCGGAUUAUAGUGUCUUUGACGGAUGGCCUGUUAGUAGUUUUUACUCCAGCAGUUAG